GUUGGGGAACACCCGGCGAUUCUGGCGGCUGCUUCCUGGUGGCGCAGAGAGCCCGCGUGUUUGGGAGUGCGUGUGUGUGCGAAGUUCUCCGGGUAAGUGUGCCAGCGCGCGCCUGGGUGUGUGCAAGGGUGUGAGCGUGCACACGUGGGCACGGGCGUGUGCGCGCGGGGGCGCCCGGCUGGAUGUGUGCACACGAGUGUGUGCCGGCCCGCGUGCCCCUGCGUGUGUGUGCGCGCUCGCGUGCGCUCCCGAGCGGGUCCCGGGUGGGAGUCCGAGAUCCCGCCCCCUCCCCAGCCCCGGCGCCCCUCCCCGUCCCCCGCCGCCGCGCCGGCUGCAUCCUCGCCUCCACCUCGCUCACCCGCUCCUCCCCGCACUUUCUCGGCGCUCCCUCCCUCUCGGCUCGCACAGCUCGACUCCGCGCUCUCCUCGCCGGCCGCCGCCGCCCAGCCUGCGCCCGCCGUCCCCCCCAGUGCCUGGGCACCUGUUGGAGGCAGAGGCAGGGGUGCUGCAUGAGGGGCCGCAGGGGCGAUCGCAUGACCAUCAACAUCCAGGAGCACAUGGCCAUCAACGUGUGCCCCGGGCCCAUCCGGCCCAUCCGCCAGAUCUCUGACUACUUCCCCCGGGGACCAGGACCUGAAGGGGGCGGCGGGGGCGGCGGGGAGGCCCCCGCCCAUCUGGUCCCCCUGGCUCUGGCCCCCCCUGCAGCCCUCCUUGGGGCCACCACGCCUGAGGAUGGUGCGGAGGUGGACAGCUAUGACUCGGAUGAUGCCACCGCCAUGGGCACGCUGGAAUUUGACCUUCUCUACGACCGGGCCUCCUGCACUCUGCACUGUAGCAUCCUCAGGGCCAAGGGCCUCAAGCCCAUGGAUUUCAAUGGCCUCGCCGACCCCUACGUCAAGCUGCACUUGCUGCCUGGAGCCUGUAACGUAACAACAGCCUCCUCUCGCCCCGCCCGGCCCAGCCCAUGACUCCAGCCUGUGGGGCUGGAGGACAGGUAUUGAGAACCUUUCAUCCCCACAUCCCAGGCCAAUAAGCUAAAAACGAAGACUCAGAGGAACACACUGAAUCCCGUGUGGAAUGAGGACCUGACUUACAGUGGGAUCACAGAUGACGACAUCACGCACAAGGUGC
Gorilla gorilla gorilla (western lowland gorilla) is the source of this 1131-nucleotide messenger RNA. RefSeq names its product double C2-like domain-containing protein alpha. The record is from RefSeq and is a predicted model, not a curated record. NCBI's taxonomy places the organism in Eukaryota, Metazoa, Chordata, Mammalia, Primates, Hominidae. The transcript has 4 exons. Gene Ontology annotation, cellular component: synapse; extrinsic component of synaptic vesicle membrane. Gene Ontology annotation, biological process: exocytosis; regulation of calcium ion-dependent exocytosis; spontaneous neurotransmitter secretion. The coding region runs from base 183 to 968 and encodes 261 amino acids.